This is a messenger RNA of Camellia sinensis, 2026 nucleotides long. NCBI's taxonomy places the organism in Eukaryota, Viridiplantae, Streptophyta, Magnoliopsida, Ericales, Theaceae. The record is from RefSeq and is a predicted model, not a curated record.
CUUCUUUGAUUCAAGAGAUACACAACACACCGACAGACUCACUCUCUUCUCUCUCUUUCUUCUUCCCCCCUCCGAAACCCUAACGAUAGACGGCGACGACCGACGAUCUCUAAAGUCGAUCGGCGAUCUUCUUUCCGACCGACGAUCUGAGUUGUUUUUUAUUUUUUUAUUUUUACGCCCUUUUCUUCGACUGAAACCUUAACCCUAACCCAUUCUUCGACUGAGAGAGGAUCGGCGAUCGUUGUGGUGGUGUUCUAAUGCUGCCAUUGAUGUAAUCUUGAACUGGGUUUGGGUUUUCCUCUCUCUCUGUCUAUCAGCUUCAACUUCAUACGAAAGUUACUGUUUGAUUUGAGGAAUAUGAGGUGAUCAUGUCUUCGUCAUAUGUCCCAGCAACCACUGAAUCACUCGAUCAGGCUCAAGAAGCCAAAAAUCCAACAGAGGCAAUCUCAAUCCUUUACCGCAUACUUGAGAACCCUUCAUCUUCUUCUGAAGCACUCCGGAUAAAAGAAAAGGCCAUCUCGAAUCUCUCAGAUCUUCGUAGAGAACAAAACAGGGCAGAGGAACUCAGAAGCCUUCUGACCCAACUAAGGCCUUUCUUUUCGUUGAUCCCCAAGGCGAAAACUGCAAAAAUCGUUCGCGGGAUAAUCGAUGCAGUAGUUAAAAUACCAGGCACGUCAGAUCUCCAGAUCUCUCUUUGCAAAGAAAUGGUCCAAUGGACCCGAGCCGAGAAGCGAACAUUCCUUCGUCAAAGAGUUGAGGCGAGGCUUGCAGCUCUUUUGAUGGAAAGCAAGGAAUAUUCGGAGGCAUUAGCCCUUCUUUCUGUGCUAAUCAAGGAAGUCAGAAGAUUGGAUGACAAAUUACUCCUUGUGGACAUAGAAUUAUUGGAGAGUAAGCUCCACUUCUCUCUGAGAAACCUUCCUAAAGCCAAGGCUGCACUCACUGCAGCGAGAACAGCAGCGAAUGCUAUUUACGUGCCUCCAGAUCAGCAGGGUACGAUUGAUUUGCAGAGCGGGAUUCUUCACGCAGAAGAGAAGGAUUAUAAAACCGCUUACAGCUAUAUCUAUGAGGCAUUCGAAGCUUUCAAUGCUCUUGAAGAUCCUCGAGCAAUAUAUAGUCUUAAGUACAUGCUGCUGUGCAAAAUCAUGGUGAACCAGGCCGAUGACGUGGCAGGAAUAUUAUCAUCUGCCAAGGUGGGAUUGCAAUAUCAGGGGCCGGAAGUUGAUGCGAUGAAAGCUGUUGCACACGCUCAUGCGCAACGCUCUCUGAAGCUCUUUGAGACUGCCCUUCGGGAUUUCAAGGCACAACUCGAGGAGGACCCAAUUGUUCACCGCCACUUGUCUUCGUUGUAUGAUACUUUGCUGGAGCAGAACCUUUGUAGGUUGAUCGAGCCGUUCUCGAGGGUUGAGAUUGCUCAUAUUGCUGAACUGAUUGAACUCCCUGUAGAACACGUGGAGAAAAAAUUGUCUCAGAUGAUCCUUGAUAAGAAGUUUGCGGGGACGUUGGAUCAAGGUGCCGGAUGUCUCAUAAUCUUUGAAGAUCCAAAGCCGGAUGCGAUCUAUCCGGCGACACUGGAGACCAUCUCGAAUAUUGGGAAGGUUGUGGAUAGCCUCUACGUGCGAUCUGCAAAAAUUAUGGCAUAAGGUUCAAGCUGUUUGGCCGAGUAACAUUUUCUAGUUGCCAUUUCUGGUUUAAAUUUUCUAGUUGCCAUUUCUGGUUUAAGACUUAAAAAACCUUAAGACUUGCUUUUGCUUUUACCAUUAUUUCUUUGAAACUGGGUUCGAUUUACUUUGUUUUAAGAGAUUAUAGCUUAUUUGUGUGCUUUUGCUUUGAUGGUCUUCUUGGAAUUACUGGGAUCAUUUUGUUGGGAAUUCUGAUUCUUGUUACUCAAUUGCUGCUCUAUCAGGCGGAAUAUCAUUGUUGCCAACCAUUGCCACAAUACUUGUAUUAGACUCUGUUUUGCAGGGUUGCAGUGCUUUAAGUUUAGAAUGGUAGUAGUACCAUCCCAGCUUGGUUUGGUUUAUAGUUC